Xiphias gladius (swordfish) is the source of this 3891-nucleotide messenger RNA. Its product is annotated as ADAMTS-like protein 1. The transcript is spliced from 18 exons. The coding region runs from base 99 to 3614 and encodes 1171 amino acids. The record is from RefSeq and is a predicted model, not a curated record. Gene Ontology annotation, cellular component: extracellular matrix. Gene Ontology annotation, molecular function: metalloendopeptidase activity. NCBI's taxonomy places the organism in Eukaryota, Metazoa, Chordata, Actinopteri, Istiophoriformes, Xiphiidae. Gene Ontology annotation, biological process: extracellular matrix organization.
UUCUUCUGAUCAGUCAAAGAUUCAUACCUGGGCCCUGGUCACCUUGCAGUGCCACCUGUGGGCCAGGCAGGCAAACUCGGGAGGUGAAGUGCCGUGUGAUGCUUUCAUUCACCAAGACGGAGGUGGACCUUCCACAGGAGGAGUGUGGCAAGGACAGACCCCAGCUGGAGAGGCCCUGCAACCAAGGGCCAUGUACCCAAGUCCCGGGCAUCUCUUCAGACCUCCAGGACCAUGGGGCCCCUUACAUCCAGAUGAAGGAAUUGUACAACUGGGACUACAGGAGCUUCACUGCCUGCUCAGCCACAUGCGCUGCUGGGAAGCAGACAGCAGUUGUGAGAUGUGUUAACAGGAAGCAAGGUGAUGAGGUGGAGGACUCUCACUGUGAUUCAUCCAGCAGGCCGCCAGCAAUGAUUCGCAUCUGUAACCCUGAGCCUUGCCUCCCAAGAUGGGAGGUGACGGCAUGGACUGGCUGCUCUGCAUCUUGCGGCGUUGGAAUACAGACCAGGAGUGUGUUUUGCAUGCGUCUGUUGUCCAUUGACCAGCAGGAUAUUCUGACUGUUUCAGAGGAAGAAUGCAGGGAAUUCAAACCUGCCAUCUUGCAACCCUGCAACCAGGUUGACUGUCCUCCAGCCUGGGAGACCGAGCCUUGGCAGCUUUGCUCCCAGUCCUGUGGUGGGGGUUUUCAGGCUCGGAAGGUCUACUGUAAGCAGCUGCUAUCCACAGGGGCCUAUAGGAGGCUGGGAGACAGGGCCUGCUGGUCAGCCAAACCUGCCACUAACAGAGGCUGCAGCAACACUGACUGUCUGCCCUAUAUGGCAGGAGGUGAAUGGACAAAGUGCUCAGUGUCCUGUGGUUUGGGAAUCCAGCGUAGAGAGCCACUGUGUCUCCAGUUGACGGCCAUAGGCCACCAGGUGACACUGGCAAGGGAACUUUGCUCAGGGUUACCCUCCCCACCACUUGUACGAACCUGCCGCAUGAUGGCCUGUCCCAAACACAACAAAGAGAUGAGACCCAAAGACACCCAGAAGGUUCCAGUGAAGAACCCAGUGAAGCACACAGUGAGACGUCCAGCAAAGGACAGGGGCUAUGAGGAGGGGGUUAAACAGUGUCCACUUCUAAUGGGUAUGCACAACAUCUACAUCCAGACCCGCAAGGAGAGACGACUCCACUUGACCAUCGGCAGCCACGCCUACCUCCUACCCAACACCUCCCUGGUAAUCAAAUGCCCCGUCAGACGUUUCCCCAAAGCCUACAUCCACUGGCUCAAAGACGGACGCCCCAUACCCAGCUCUAAACGCCUGGGCAUUACCAAAUCUGGUUCUCUGAAGAUCCACUUUGUGGCAGCAGAGGACAUUGGGGUGUACAAGUGUGUCGCUGGACCCGCCUCAGAUAUCUUCACCCUCCAGCUGAUAGGUAGAUACCGCAGGUCAGCUGGCAGACUGUCUACUACGAGUCCUGCUCCAAACUGGGAGAUGUUGCUCAGUUGCCACAGUCACUACUCAGGCCUGAAGCUGAUCUGGCCUGAAGUCAGUGUGUCUCUGUUGCCCCCUGGUGUCCAGGAGGCCUUGCUGCCGCCACGGUUGCAGGAGAGGCUGAUUAAUAUCACCCUGCAGGCUGACAGAGGAGAGAUCCAGCAGGAGCAAGCCUCGGAACUCAUCUCCUCACUGCUGACCCACAUGUUUGCCACCCAGCUAUGGACCAGAGAGGGAGAAGUGCAAGCUAAAGACAGACUACCCAACUGGUCAGAGCGCUCCCCAUUGGACACAGUUAUGAACAGACCAGUGAUCAUCAGACAGCAGGAGACCCCUCCACUGGCUUUUCAGAAGAACAUCAGUGUCAGCAUUGGACACAGCGCCCUCCUCACCAAUGCCACCCGAUCACUGACCAUAGUCUGUCUUGCAGAGGGCUCACCGCCUCCCAAAAUCAGCUGGACCAAAGAUGGAGUUCUACUGCAGCACACUGACAGGGUAUUGUGGGAUAGCUCCAAAGGACUUCAUAUCCUUCAACCCAGAGCAUCUGACGGAGGCCAGUACAAGUGCACAGCUGCCAACAUGCAUGGCUCAGACUCAGAGACAUCUCAGCUACUAGUGGCAGAGCCCCCGGCCAUCGCAGUGUCAUGGAGGAAUGUUUCACACCAUGGGGUGGUGUUGGGCCACGGCUUCAGGGCCGUGGUGGGGGGACGAGUCAGUGUUCGCCCGGGCACCAACCUCACGCUGGACUGCCCCGUCACUGGUGUUCCUCAGCCCACAGUAAAGUGGCACUGGAAGAAUGGACCACUACAUUUCGGUGCUGUCUCCCUUCCCUCUGGCUCACUGUGGAUCAGAAAUGUUUUUUUGCACUACCAAGGCACCUACUCCUGCACCGCCACUAACACCAUAGGAAAGUCCACUGCCUCUACUGUCCUGCAGGUCUACACCCCAUAUCCAGGUGGAGGAAGCAGGGUUGCUCCAGUCUUACAAGAGCUGAACAGGAGAAGGGUCCUCAUGGCAUCAAGCAGUGGAACGAAUUUUUUUAUCAAACCUGGAGACAUUCUACGUAUAGGUUGUCCAGUAGUUCCUGACCACAAACUGCCAGUGCGCUGGGGCUACAACAACCAGACCCUGAAGGAAGUUUCAUAUCCAGCCCAGAACCAGGGUGCGGGUUUGGGUCUGCAGUACAGGAUGCUGGUGGGGGGUCGUGUCCUUGAGGUCAACACGCUCCAGGAGAAGUUCUCAGGCCGGUACCAUUGCCAAACCCUCAUCAACAGUACCAGUCAAAUUCUGUAUGCCUGGAUAGACAUUCACGCUGAAGAGUUUGGCUGGCAUUUUGGAGACUGGACCACAUGCAGUGCUUCUUGUGGGAACAGAGGGACUUGGCUGCGGAGGAUUCACUGUGUCACACUGGAUGGAAAGGAAGUUCAACCCACUAUGUGUCAGCACAUACAAAAACCCAUCACCUCCCCAGUUCCCUGCAACAGACAGGACUGCUCUCCCAGAUGGCUGGUAUCAGAGUGGUCGAAAUGCUCAGCCUCGUGUGGUAGCGGCUGGAAACAAAGGCAGGUUUCCUGUCAACAGCUGGAUGCCAGAGGUGCAGUGAGGACCCUGUCAACAGCAGCCUGUGAGAGGAUGAGCCGGCCUACAGACACAGAGCAGUGCAUCACCAAUAACUGUCCUACCUGGGUAACCAGUCCAUGGGGAAAGUGUUCAGGAAGGUGUUUAGGCCCCACCACUGUUCAGAAGAGAUCUGUCAUCUGCCAACAUUCCAAUGGCUCCUUGUACACAGACUGUGAUCUCAGGGACAGGCCUGUUUCAGUACGUAACUGUUCCUCGGACCUAUGUGAUGUCCAGUGGCGUCCUGGUGCGUGGCGGGCAUGCACCGUAGUUUGUGGGAGUGGCUUUCAGUCACGCAGGGUGGACUGUGUUCACCGCAGAAGUGGCAGGACAUUGGCUGACCAGCACUGUGCCUGGCUCCAACGGCCCUCCACCUGGCAGCACUGCAACACCACCACCUGUCGAAGUGAAUGCAGGGACACCACCCAGUACUGCAGUGUGGUGAAGAGACUAAAGCUGUGCUACCUGGACAUGUACAAAAAGAGAUGCUGUGGGUCAUGUUCACAGGACACUGACUCCACCUAGUGACAGUGAGCAGUUAUAACCACGCUACAUUUUGUUAAACAGAUGGACUACAUGAGAUGAACAACUGAGCAAAGACUUGAAGGACAUCGUCUGAAAGCGGAUGACUCAAAAACUGCACAUAUGUAAACUGGACAAGCUUUAGUCCAGUUUUUUCACUUACUAAAAGGAAAUUGAAUGGCACCUCAAAAGGCUGAAAGGUGAGGGGGAGAUUUUCUGAUCUGGACUCAACCUCCUAAUAUGAAGACAAGUGUUCACUAUGUGUAUCAAAUUUUGGACU